AUGCUGCGGACAUCCUUUCAGGAUGAGAGAGGAGAGCUUUUUGAAGCCUGUGCCCCGUACCAGGCAGAAGAUGAUGGUGAGCUGGACCUUGCCCACUGUCCCACGCUGCCGGGGGGCAGUUUCUCCGGCCUGGAGCCCAUGGGGCUGCUCUGGGCUCUGCAGCCCCAGAAACCCUUCAAGCGGCUGGUAAAGCGGGACAUGCGGACCCCACUGCAUCUGCUCCUAGAGGUGUUUGAGGGCCACGGGCCUCUGCCUGGGCAGCUCCUGGCGCAGGCACAGCACGAGCGAGUGUUCCUGUGGGAUGGAGUGCAGAGAGUCCCUGUGCGAGAGGGGAAGAUCCGGGCGACGCUUUUCCUGCCUCCCAGAGAAGCACCCUUUCCAGGGAUUACUGACAUACAUGGACUUGAAAGAGGUCUUUUUGAACACAGAGCCAGCCUCCUGGCCAACCAUGGCUUUGCCACACUGGCCCUGGCAUAUUACCAAUAUGAGGAUCUACCCCAGGACCCAACUAAAUUCCACCUGGAAUACUUUGAAGAGGCAGUGAACUACAUGCUGUGGCACUCACAGGUAAAGGGACCAAGGCUUGGCUUGCUCGGAUACUCCAAAGGAGGAGAACUGUCUCUCGCCAUGGCUGCCUUCCUGAAGAAUAUCACAGCUGUUGCUUCUAUCAAUGGUCCAGUGGCCACUACAUUUAUUCCUCUCUGUUACAAGGAUAAAAUCAUCCCCACUCUGCCUGUAGAUGAAAAGCGUGUCCAAGUCAAUCAGUCCAAUAUUCUUGAUUGUUCUAACAUCGUUACUGACCCCUUCCAAGCUCCUGGCCAGCAAAGCCUGAUCCCACUGGAGAAAGCCGAGGCAAAUAUACUGUUCAUCACCAGAGAAGAUGAUCAUUUUGUUAAAAGUGAAUAUUCUAUUGAAACUUGCAAACGUUUGAAGGCUCAAGGGAAAGAAAAUUUUCACAUUCUCUCCUACUCUGGAACAGGGCACUGCUUUUACCCUCCCUUUUUCUCUUUGUACCUUAUAGGAAAGCAUCCGAUUUUUCACAAGUGGGCAGUCCUGGGUGGAGAGCUCAAGGCUAAUUCUAAAGCAUAG
Rhea pennata is the source of this 1089-nucleotide messenger RNA. Its product is annotated as acyl-coenzyme A thioesterase 1-like. The transcript is spliced from 3 exons. Lineage: Eukaryota; Metazoa; Chordata; Aves; Rheiformes; Rheidae. The record is from RefSeq and is a predicted model, not a curated record. Gene Ontology annotation, biological process: acyl-CoA metabolic process; fatty acid metabolic process. The coding region runs from base 1 to 1089 and encodes 362 amino acids. Gene Ontology annotation, molecular function: fatty acyl-CoA hydrolase activity.